Messenger RNA from Cutaneotrichosporon oleaginosum, 1565 nucleotides. RefSeq lists its product as uncharacterized. The record is from RefSeq and is a predicted model, not a curated record. Gene Ontology annotation, molecular function: pseudouridine synthase activity; RNA binding. NCBI's taxonomy places the organism in Eukaryota, Fungi, Basidiomycota, Tremellomycetes, Trichosporonales, Trichosporonaceae. Gene Ontology annotation, cellular component: cytoplasm; nucleus. Gene Ontology annotation, biological process: mRNA pseudouridine synthesis; tRNA pseudouridine synthesis.
CAGCCCAGCUUCGCAAAGUCAUGGACCGGUACGCAGAGCUGUCACGCGAGCAGCUCGUCGCUCGCCUGUACGCGUACGAGAAACACGGCCCGCCUGCCAAGACGCCUGCGGCCGCGGCCGCUGCCGCUGCCGCUCCGUCUGCGACUGCGCCUGCGCCUACGCCGGCCGAAUCCAAAAGCAGGAAGAAAAAGCACAAGGACGACGGGAAGACGUUCUCGUUCGGCGUCCACCCCACGCGCCACGUUGCGCUCCUCGUCGCGUAUCAUGGUUGGCCGUACUCGGGCCUCGCGAUCCAGCCGACGAGCGCGUUCGACACGGUCGAGGGCGAGCUGCUGAAAGCUCUCGAGAAGUGUCGCCUCGUCGAGCCAGGCAAGGGGUGGGAGGGGUGCGGGUUCAGCCGCUGUGGGCGGACCGACCGCGGCGUGAGUGGCGAAGGGCAGGUGCUGAGCCUCUGGAUCCGGAGUAAUCGCAAGGAGGGGGACGGGGGGUAUGCGCUCGGCGACGGGUGGCGUGCCGCCACGGAGGAGAAGCCGCCGAAGCCCGCCGCGGUGAAGGCGGAGCCUGAGGGGGGCGAGGCUGCUGAGGCUGAAGGAUCAGAGUCGACGGCGAAGGCCAAGGCCAAGACGAAGAAGGAGCCCAAGCCGCAACCCAAGAGCGAGCCCGCCGAGAUUGCCUACCCCCGCCUCCUGAACGGCGUCCUCCCACCCUCGAUCCGCAUUCUCGCUUGGUCGCCCGUCGCCGCCGACUUUGACUCGCGCUUCUCGACAGAAUACAGGCACUACAAGUAUGCGUUCCACCAGCACGCGAUCCACGGCCGCCCCCCGCUCGACCUGCAGCGGAUGGAGGAGGCCGCCGCGCUCCUGCUGGGCGAGCACGACUUCCGAAACUUCUGCAAGCUCGACGGCAGCAAGCAGAUCGAGAACCACUCGCGGCGCGUCAUCAAGGCGUGGUUCGAGCCCGGGCCCCUGCCGGACCAGAUCGUCUUCAACCUCAUCGGCACCGCCUUCCUGUGGCACCAGGUACGGCACAUUAUCGCCGUGCUCUUCCUCGUCGGCUCGGGGCUCGAGCAGCCCUCCAUCGUCUCGGACCUGCUCGAUGUCCACCGCUUCCCCGGCAAGCCGGGGUACAAUAUGGGGCAUCCGCUGCCGCUGACGCUGCACCGGUGCGAGUACAAGCCGGGCACGUUGGACUGGCGCUUCGGGCCGUACGACGGGCCGUGGGGUGACCUCGAGGGCGAGGCGCGCGAGAAAGUCCGCGCCGAGGCUGAGACGGGCCUCGACCAGUUCGAGCGCCAGCUCGAGAGCGCGCGGCAGGAGGCCGAGAUCCGCGCGUGGCAGGUCGGCGGCGCGCUGCGCCGCGUCAAAGAGGUGCUGGGCGAGCCCACGCUGCUCGAGGACACGAACCACGUCGUGACGGGUGCAGGCGAGACGUUCCACACCAAAACAUGGCACCCGGUCGCCCAGCGCCCGAUGGGAGACACACCCGAAACCACAAAUCGCAAGUGGCGCGAGCAGAAGACGCGCACUGGCAAGCUGCCGGCGCACCUCAAGGCCGACGAUGAGUAG